AUGACUUCAAGAUUAAGCUCGCGACAUGCUCGCAUGGUUGCUAUAGGCCUUGUUGCCUCAGCCUCCCUUGCCAUUGCUGGGCCUUGCGACCUUUAUGCUUCCGGAGAUACCCCCUGUGUUGCAGCUCACAGUACUACUCGGGCUUUAUACAGUGCCUACAAAGGCUCCCUUUACCAAGUUGAGCGUGCCUCCGACUCUACCACUCUGAACAUUGCACCGCUUUCCGCCGGCGGUGUUGCAAAUGCCGCAGCCCAAGACACCUUCUGUGAGAACACAACCUGUCUCAUUACCAUCAUUUAUGAUCAAUCUGGCCAAGGCAAUCAUCUCACCCAAGCACCACCCGGAGGCUUUUCUGGACCAGAGUCCAAUGGAUAUGACAAUCUAGCUGGCGCCAUCGGCGCACCCGUGACUCUGAACGGACAAAAGGCAUAUGGUGUUUUCGUGUCCCCUGGCACUGGGUACCGCAACAAUGACGCGAGCGCCACGGCUACCGGGGAUGAAGCGGAGGGAAUGUAUGCAGUUCUCGACGGCACCCACUACAACAGUGCAUGCUGCUUUGACUACGGCAAUGCUGAGACUAGCAGUACGGAUACAGGUGACGCACACAUGGAAGCUAUCUACUUCGGUGACAGCACUGUGUGGGGAUACGGCGCUGGGAAUGGGCCUUGGGUUAUGGCUGAUCUUGAGAAUGGUCUAUUCUCCGGCGUAAGCGCCACCAGCAAUACUGCUGAUCCAUCCAUUUCUUCUCGAUUCCUUACCGCCAUGGUCAAGGGUGAGUCAAACGAGUGGGCAAUUCGGGGUGGAAAUGCCGCAUCUGGCUCCCUUUCCACAUACUACAGUGGAGUGCGACCAAGCGGUUAUAACCCAAUGAAGAAAGAGGGUGCCAUCAUCCUUGGUAUUGGCGGCGAUAACAGCAACGGUGCCCAAGGCACAUUCUACGAGGGUGUGAUGACCUCAGGUUACCCAUCCGAUUCUACUGAAGCCUCGGUACAAGCUAAUAUUGUCGCUGCCAAGUAUGCGAUCACAUCACUUACCAGUGGCCCGUCUCUCACUGCCGGAAAAUCAAUCUCGCUCCAGGCCACUACCUCCGGCUACACUGAUCGCUACAUUGCCCACACCGGGACGACCGUUAAUACUCAAGUCGUUUCUUCGUCCAGCUCAACCACCCUCAAGCAGCAGGCUAGUUGGACUGUUACAACAGGUCUUGCUAACAGCGCUUGUUUCUCAUUUGAGUCUGUUGAUACACCUGGAAGCUACAUCAGACACUAUAACUUUGCAUUACUGCUCAAUGCCAACGAUGGUACAAAGCAGUUCUACGAGGAUGCUACCUUCUGUCCACUGAGUGGGUUGGAUGGUGAAAGUACCACUAACUCACUUCGAUCCUGGAGCUAUCCUACUCGCUACUUCCGCCACUACGAAAACGUGCUUUACGCUGCAAGUAAUGGUGGGGUUCAAGCAUUUGAUGCCACGGCAUCUUUUACCGACGAUGUGAGCUGGCUGAUCAGCACUGGCUUUGCCUAA
Molecule: messenger RNA, 1521 nt
Organism: Penicillium angulare
Lineage: Eukaryota; Fungi; Ascomycota; Eurotiomycetes; Eurotiales; Aspergillaceae
Product: alpha-L-arabinofuranosidase B
Exons: 1
Coding region: 1-1521 (506 amino acids)
Biological process (GO): L-arabinose metabolic process; pectin catabolic process; arabinan metabolic process
Molecular function (GO): alpha-L-arabinofuranosidase activity
Source: RefSeq, a predicted model, not a curated record